Messenger RNA from Alosa sapidissima (American shad), 4211 nucleotides. RefSeq names its product methylenetetrahydrofolate dehydrogenase (NADP+ dependent) 1a, methenyltetrahydrofolate cyclohydrolase, formyltetrahydrofolate synthetase (gene mthfd1a). Lineage: Eukaryota; Metazoa; Chordata; Actinopteri; Clupeiformes; Clupeidae. Gene Ontology annotation, cellular component: cytosol. Gene Ontology annotation, molecular function: methenyltetrahydrofolate cyclohydrolase activity; formate-tetrahydrofolate ligase activity; methylenetetrahydrofolate dehydrogenase (NADP+) activity. The transcript is spliced from 27 exons. The coding region runs from base 721 to 3441 and encodes 906 amino acids. Gene Ontology annotation, biological process: tetrahydrofolate interconversion. The record is from RefSeq and is a predicted model, not a curated record.
GCUCUGCUCAGUCCUAAAAUCGGCUUCUUUCAGUCUCUCUUUCUCUUCCCCCACCUUUCCCCCCUUCCUUCCUUCCUCCCCUCCCUCUCCACUCAAACUCAAACAGAAACGGUCUCUUCACUUUUUUGGAAGAGGCUGCUUAUGUCUUGCAGUAAACUCAAGAAGGAGGGAGGAAUGACACAGGAGAGAGAGAGAGGGCCGAAAAAAUGUUUGUCUUCAGCUCCAAGAAUUCUACACUCCCUUCUAGCAGGGCCCUGUGAUUGGCUGCCGGGUAGCCUUGCAGUAGGACGGCCUACUUCCUGGUGAAGUCCAGCGGUUUGCUGUUUAACCUCUCUGCACUGACCGCCACCCUCCCGACAGGCUUCCCACCCCCACCAUAGGGAGCGCCAAAACAACGUGCAUUCAGCCUUGGCUCCGAGGUGCUAUUCCAAAUCUACCUGGCUCACAAUCAGGCCGGAGCUGGCAGGAAUGCUAUGGAAAAAAACUGUCAGCCUGAUAAGAUAGAGCUUGGGAUCGCUGUGCCUGUGCCGAAAAGUUUGCAGUCGACUUUGGAGGAAGAGGAGGAGGAGGAGGAGAAGGAGGAGGCGCCCACAGACGAGGGGUGCAGGAGUGUACAGCUGUGCACGGCCAGCAGUGUGCAGAGCCAGUGACAGAGCAGGGGAGAGGAGCUGGACAUCGGGACGCAGAGGGACCGCAGGAGACCAGAGAAAGAAGCUCAACAUGCUCUCCGUUGCUGCCACCAUUCUCCGCCACGGGGCCGUGAGAUGCCGGUGUGGCCAGCGUGCCAUGGCAACGGUUAUCUCCGGCAACAAGACGUCACAGCUGGUGAGGGAGAGGCUGAAAACAGACGUGGCUGAGAUGAGGAGCCAUUUCCCAGGCUUCAGGCCAGGCUUGGUUGUGCUCCAGGUGGGCGACAGGGACGACUCCAAUCUGUACAUCAGUAUGAAGCUGAAGGCUGCGGCAGAGAUUGGAAUCAGUGCCAACCACAUCCGGCUGCCAAGCACUGCCACAGAAGAGGAGGUGUUGCGAAGCAUUGUGUCCGUUAACGAGAACCCUGCAGUGCACGGCCUGAUUGUGCAGUUACCUCUGGAUUCAGUCAACCCCAUCGACACAGAGAAGGUGACCAACGCAGUGGCUCCAGAGAAGGAUGUUGAUGGCCUCACUAGCAUCAAUGCGGGGAAGCUUUCCCGUGGGGACCUGGGAGACUGUUUCAUCCCCUGCACACCAAACGGCUGCAUGGAGCUCAUUGCCCAGGCAGGUGUAUCUGUGGCUGGGAAGAACGCGGUGGUGAUCGGGCGGAGCAAGAUCGUGGGAGCCCCCAUGCACGACCUCCUGCUGUGGAGCCACGCAACAGUCACCACCUGUCACUCAAAGACCCGGGAUCUGGCAGCACAGGUGGGCCGGGCGGACAUCCUGGUGGUGGGCGCCGGGAAGCCUGAGAUGGUGAAGGGGGACUGGGUGAAGGAGGGGGCCGUGGUCAUCGAUUGCGGGAUCAAUCACAUUCCAGACAGCAGUAAGCCCAGCGGGAAACGUGUGGUCGGGGACGUCCACUACGCCUCCGCUAAGGAGCGGGCAGGGUUCAUCACCCCAGUGCCAGGAGGCGUGGGUCCAAUGACAGUGGCCAUGCUGAUGGAGAACACAGUUCAGAGUGCCAAGCGGUUUCUGAAUUCAUAUCGUCCAGGGAAGUGGAACAUUACAUACAUCAAACUGAAACCGGUGCGUCCAAAGCCAAGUGAUGCUGCAAUUUCCCGGGCGUGUGCUACCAAGCCUGUCAUGAAGCUUGCCAGGGAGGUGGGCCUGUUCUCGGAGGAAGUGGAGCCGCACGGACGCCACAGGGCCAAGGUCCAGCUGGACGUCCUGACGCGCAUGAGAGCACAGCCUGAUGGGAAAUAUGUGGUGGUCACAGGAAUCACACCUACUCCACUGGGAGAAGGCAAGACCACAACCACCCUUGGACUAGCUCAAGCACUUGGGGCACACCUUAAUGUAAACAGCAUUGCUUGUAUACGGCAACCUACUGCAGGGGCUACAUUUAGCGUCAAAGGGGGUGCGGUUGGAGGGGGAUAUGCCCAAAUUCUUCCAAUAGAGGAGGCCAGUCUGCACCUAACCAGCGACACUCAAGCAGUCUCCACAGCCACAAGUCUGGUGAUGGACUCCAUCACCUCUCGGAUGCAUUGUGAAUCUCAGCAAAACCACCAGACUCUGUUUGAUCUCCUGGUCCCUCUUCGUGACGGUCAGAGAGAAUUUUCUACACCUCAGCUGAAGAGGAUGGAGAAACUUGGAAUUGACAAAAUGGACCCUCUGACACUAACUGACAAGGAGAUAAGACAAUUUGUGAAACUGGACAUUGAUCCUCUCAAAGUGUCUGUGGACAAGCUCAGCCACAACAUAGGGAAUGAAAUCAUGGCCAUCUUGGCUUUAAGCACAAGCAUUCAGGACUUGCAGGAGCGCCUGGCUAAAAUGGUGGUAACCAGCGACUGCUUUGGAGAACCUGUCACCACGGAAGACCUGGGUGUCACAGGUGUGUUGACCGUCCUUCUCAGAGAUGCAUUGAAACCCUGCUUGAUGCAAACAGUGGAGGGGAGUCCAGUGUUUAUUCACACAAGCCCAUCUUCUGACAUUGCUCAUGGCAACUCGUCCAUCCUGGCCGACAAAAUGGCCUUGAAACUGGUGGGGCCUGCAGGUUUUGUGGUGACUGAAGCCGGCUGCGGUGCAGAAAUUGGUCUGGAGAAGUUCUUCAACAUUAAGUGCCGAUAUUCAGGCCUGCAGCCAGAUGUGACGGUGAUGGUGGCUACUGUCCGUGCUCUCAAGAUGCACGGAGGAGAUCAGAAGAAUGGGAACCGAUUGGAGUUUGGCUGUAGCCAUUUAAGAAGACAGAUUGAAAAUGCAAGAGCUUAUGGAUUACCAGUGGUGGUAGCCAUCAAUAUGUUUUGCUCUGACACAGAGGAUGAGUUGGAGAUGGUCUCUGCCCAGGCCAGGUUAGCUGGGGCUUUUGAUGUGGUGCGCUGCACUCAUUGGGCUGAGGGGGGCGCUGGCGCCGUGGCUCUGGGAAAGGCUGUGCAGAGAGCUGCAGAAGUCCCCCAUCCAUUUAAGUACCUCUACCCCCUGGAGAUGUCCAUUGAAGAGAAGAUUCGCACGGUGGCCCAGAGAAUGUAUGGAGUCAAAGACAUACAGCUAUCAGCGCAAGCACUGAACAAGAUCAGACUUUAUACGAAACAGGGGUUGGCAAAUUUGCCGAUCUGUGUUGCCAAGACCCACCUGUCACUGAGCCCUGAACAGGGGAGGACGGGAGUGCCCAAAGACUUCACCCUGCCCAUCGUGGACAUCCAGCCUAAUGUGGGAGCCGGGUUCCUGUGUCCUGUGGUCAACAAUAUGACUCCAUCGCACAGACUAAUAUGGCCCUGUUACCAUGACAACGACCUCUAUUCCGUCAUGCAAUAGGUUCAGACCCCAAGGUUUGGUCAGCCAUUGAGGUACAACUCCCCCUGGCACCUGGCCCUUGAAGAGAAUGGAUGUCUCCACUCUUCCAUCUAUCCCUUGAUUGAUUCAGUAAAGCGCAGACCUUAGCAAGCAUGGCUCAUGCUUUUGAAGACUGGAAGACCGUCACAGACACAAACACUUGCAACACACCCAGUAUGCUAUUGUGAGGUCAAAAUCCUCCACAAACCCAUUUUCUUGAAUACCCACAUGAGGAAGAUGUCUAGAAAGAACACAUGAAGCAUCCCAUUCACUUGGAAAAUGGGCAGUGGUUCUGCUGUUCAAUUUUAUUUCCACUUGAGUGAGUGUGUUUAUUUCAGCGCUACCUGCUACUCCACCUAGCCUGUUGUCAUUACAUACUGGAAUUGUAUAACUGUCCCUCAGUGGCUCCCACUUCCAGAAUCGCAACAACACUUCUCUGGGAUCUGCCAUUGUGGAUCAAGCUGCUCCGAUGGAUUACACUGCUUGUCUGUUGCAGUUUCAAAGGAACUGAAAGUUGCAUAAGUCCUAAUACUGUGUUACCCUGGGAUAAGAGGAAACUGAUUGCUGUGAAGAAAUCCAUGUCAUGUCAUGUUCCUUUUGCCGGAGGAAAGCAACAAAAAAGAGCCUUUAGUUAACUAGUCUGUUUUUUGAACAUUAGUUCAAGCAAAACAUAUCCUAGCUUGCUGUGAUUAAACCCUGUUUAUGUGAUAUUGACAAAGGUGAACGUAAUAAAGUCACGAACUCUGAUAAAA